Messenger RNA from Myotis daubentonii (Daubenton's bat), 907 nucleotides. RefSeq names its product oligodendrocytic myelin paranodal and inner loop protein (gene OPALIN). The record is from RefSeq and is a predicted model, not a curated record. The transcript has 5 exons. Lineage: Eukaryota; Metazoa; Chordata; Mammalia; Chiroptera; Vespertilionidae. Bases 1 to 648 code for a protein of 215 amino acids. Gene Ontology annotation, cellular component: cell-cell contact zone; plasma membrane.
AUGGGCCCGGAGACCACCUUCCUUGAGGGAUGGGCCGAGGACUCGGCUACUCCCCUGACCAUAAAUGGCUUGGCCAGCGCUCUCUUGGAGCCACCUCUAGCCCUGUCACCCUUGCUCUCCCAGUUGGAUGUCCCUGCAAAUGCAAGACACAAGCCAAGAACUCCAGAGAGAAAGGAGCCUGCGGAGGACAGUGUUUGGAGAAGGUUCUUGGGAGCUGUCGGAAUGAGUUUUUCGCUGAACUUCACGCUGCCGGCCAACACGAAUCUGACUCUGCUUUUCUCUCUGUGUCAGGACUGUGGGCCUUCCAUUGGAUUAGCCGCAGGCAUCCCGUCUCUGGUGGUCACAGCCCUGCUGGUAGCUUUACUGUUUACUCUCAUUCACCGAAGAAGAAGCAGCGGCAGGGAGUCCACUGAGGAAAGUGAGAGGCCAUAUGAAAUUUCAGAAAUUGAUGACAAUCCCAAGAUAGCUGAGAAUCCUAGGAGACCACCCACACGUGAGAAGAAUAUGAUGGGAGCAGAGGAAGCACACAUAUAUGUGAAGACUGUGUCAGGAAGCGAGGAGAUCAUGCCGGACACUUAUCGUCCUACUGUGGAGGUGGAGAGAAGGAGGGGACUGUGGUGGCUUGUGCCCAGACUGAGCCUGGAAUGAUGUAGCUCAGAGAGCAGAACUGGAGCUGGAAACCGGGGGAUCUGAGCGCGGAGUGAGGAGAGAUGCGAAGCUGCUUCAUAACCAAUCCAAACUUCAUUGACAGAUCUGGAAAACUUUUGGAUUGGCUUGUUUCUUUGAGGACAGAUCUGACAAGGUUCAUUCCAGCUCUCAGAUCUUGUGGUUUAAGAAGCAGCGAACCACCAAGUGAGAUCACUGUGCAUCCAGAAGGAGCCCUUGGGUCCUGUUCCUGACCCCAGCA